Molecule: messenger RNA, 602 nt
Organism: Centruroides sculpturatus (bark scorpion)
Lineage: Eukaryota; Metazoa; Arthropoda; Arachnida; Scorpiones; Buthidae
Exons: 4
Coding region: 15-554 (179 amino acids)
Source: RefSeq, a predicted model, not a curated record
AGAAUUGUUAUAAGAUGGCAAAUAUGUCGUACGCCUUGAUCGUCUUUCUUAUACUAAUUCAAUUUUCGUGGGUAAAGUGUUACGAAAUAUUGAAUUGCGACGAUGAAAACAGUCAACAAGUAGAAGUAUCUGUCAAAAGCGUUGUACCAUAUCCAAUCAUUAGUGACGAGCCAUAUACUAUUUCGGGAACUCUGAAUUUUCUAAAAGACGUGCCGUGCAGUGCUUUAUCGCUUAUUACUGCGGUAAAAUCUGGCGAAGACAAGAGCAAAUGCGAUAAGAACAUGACAGUAUCUAUGCAGCAGGCUUUCGAAGUAAUGAAGAAAUGUGUGAAUGAUAAAAAUGCCAAAAUCUAUUGCAUCAAAGAUACGUCUGACUUUAGUAAGUUUGUGGCAAAUUCAAACAAGCCUCCUUGUAUUGAAGCGGGACCAAUAGAAGGCUGCAUCACUGUACCCCAAAUUUUUUCACCGGGAGUUUACGACUUUUAUGUGGAAUUACUAGUAACUACGCACCAGGUUAUAACUUGCUAUAAAAUUCAAGGAGUGGAAUUCAAAUAAAUACUAUAUUCUUGUUUCCACGAAUAAAGUAAGUUGACACUGCAAAAA